Messenger RNA from Penaeus vannamei (Pacific white shrimp), 636 nucleotides. The record is from RefSeq and is a predicted model, not a curated record. Lineage: Eukaryota; Metazoa; Arthropoda; Malacostraca; Decapoda; Penaeidae.
AUGCCCGUAUCCUACCCUCCAUCCUACCCCACCACCAAGGGUCACGACACAGCCAUCUUCGCCAGUGCGCGAGCGAUGCCGGCGCCAGCGAGAGCACUCCCUUCCCUGCGGCUCCUGCUGUUCCUCGCCGUCGCUUCUGCCGCCCCUUCUGCGCCGGCUGAUCGACCUUCCAGAGACAUGGACUGCAGCCGGGCGGCGCGCCACCUCGACCAGGUCCUCAGCGGCGGCGAGCGGAGCGCCACCUUCUUCGUCAGCGGCGGGGACGAGGGGCUGCAGGCGGUGCGGAUUCGCGUCUACGACUACGACGAGCACUGGGACUUCGCGCUGCGGCCGCCCCACUUCCGCCACGACCUCCGCCGGCAGGAGUGGCACAACGUCACGGUGGCCGAGGAGGAGGCGCGGCUGGCGGUAUUUGUUAACGGCAGACUCGCCACCUACCAGCAUGCUUUAGAUCGAGCAAAAAUGACCCAUAUUACGGUGCUCCUUAAGGGCGAAGGCACCCUGACAUGGUGUGACCCACGUGGAGACUAUUCGAGUUUGCAAGUUGCCCUCAUUGCUUCUGCUGUUGCAGCGUUACUGGUGUUGCUGGUGUUGGUGUUGCUUUGGUGUUGGUGCAAGCGAUGUCGAUCGCUGUAG